Messenger RNA from Myotis brandtii (Brandt's bat), 902 nucleotides. It is a transcript of the gene RGS10, whose product is annotated as regulator of G-protein signaling 10. The record is from RefSeq and is a predicted model, not a curated record. Gene Ontology annotation, biological process: regulation of G protein-coupled receptor signaling pathway. Gene Ontology annotation, molecular function: GTPase activator activity; G-protein alpha-subunit binding. The transcript has 4 exons. NCBI's taxonomy places the organism in Eukaryota, Metazoa, Chordata, Mammalia, Chiroptera, Vespertilionidae. Bases 129 to 569 code for a protein of 146 amino acids.
CUGUGCCCCACCCCUCAGUCAAGGGGCUUUUGAGGUGUCUGGAGUGAGAGAGGACAGCAGAUGGGUGGGUACAAAGAGUCAUUCAAUCCUGCGGUCCGCGCACGUAGUUAACAGCGUGAUGCCGAGCCAUGCUGGAGCCUGGGGGAAAAGGAAGACUCGACAUCCACGACAGUGAUGGGAGUUCCAGCAGCAGCCAUCAGAACCCCAAGAGCACAGCCAAGUGGGCGGCCUCUCUGGAGAAUCUGCUCGAAGACCCGGAAGGCGUGAAGAGAUUUCGGAUGCAGGAAAAGGCCAAGGAGAUCUACAUGACCUUCCUGUCCAGCAAGGCCUCGUCACAAGUCAACGUCGAGGGGCAGUCCCGGCUCAACGAGAAGAUCCUGGAAGAACCGCACCCCCUGAUGUUCCAGAAGCUCCAGGACCAGAUCUUCAACCUCAUGAAGUACGACAGCUACAGCCGCUUCUUGAAGUCUGACUUGUUUUUAAAGCACAAGCGAACCGAGGAAGAGGAGGAGGAGCCGCCCGACACGCAGACGGCAGCGAAAAGAGCGUCGAGAACUUAUAACACAUGAGCCCCCCCCUCCCCGCACCCCCCGCCCAGCGGUCGGCACUGGCAGCCCCCCGGCGCCAAGGAACUCACUCGGGACCAUGCAGGGUUAAGAAUCGCUUUGUUAUCUGCAAGGACUGAAAUGUACAAAACCCGUCCAUGGGAUACGUGUAUUUUAUUAGCUGCCUGACCAGUCAGUCUUGCAUGAUGGCUAAUCUUAUGUAGAGAACACACCUGUUGCUUUGAAGUUUAAGUUCACAGACACACACGGGUGGAAGGAGCCCUUAAACACUGGACGCUGAGCAUUUUACAGUUUGAUUAAACGUCACGCGAGGCCGCCAGGUGACACGUACAGCCA